Molecule: messenger RNA, 3123 nt
Organism: Acaromyces ingoldii
Lineage: Eukaryota; Fungi; Basidiomycota; Exobasidiomycetes; Exobasidiales; Cryptobasidiaceae
Exons: 2
Coding region: 1-3123 (1040 amino acids)
Molecular function (GO): protein dimerization activity
Source: RefSeq, a predicted model, not a curated record
AUGCAGCAGCAAAAGGAAGUCUCGGUGGUCACUAGCAGCCCAGUCAUCGGCGGCGAGGAGGAGGAGGAAGAAUCGGCCGUCGACAGCUUCAGCAGCGUUGGUGACGGUGUAGGCGCUCGAGACAAGGCCGUUGAAAUGGCUUGGCUCCGCUUCGAUGCUGAGUCGCCUUUCAUCAGCUUCGAUUUGCCAUCCGGGACGCCGUCAGACGCUCCCCGAGCUUUCUUUAACGAUGCCAAUAAUGGACUUUCGUUUGAGGAACAAGAGUCGUGGCCAUCGAAUAGUAGCAGCGAAGCCACCCUGAGCAGGCGGCCGACGUCUGCCUCUGCCUCUGCAUCUGCCUCUGCCUCUGCCUCUGCCUCGGCUUCAGCGUCAGCUUCUGCUUCCGCUUCAGUGUCGACAUCGGAAAGUAACGGUAUCUCCCCUAAUCCUGCAACCUUCAGUAGCAGAAACGGCAACAAUAAUGCCAAGAACAAGCGAAAGUCGUCGAGCGGGACACCAAAUGAAGAGCCCGAAUUGAAAGAGGAGAAAGAGGGCGUCCACAGACAGCAAUCUGUAGGGAAGAAAGCGGGGUCGAUGUCGAGGAGUCGGUCGAGAAACGCCAAGCAAACGUCUCCAGACAGCGUCCGCUCUUUACUCGCAGACGCCCUUGGGCUGGAGGGUGUUGGAGGAGGGAAGGGAGGUGGAUUAGGACAGCAAGGGGGAGGAGGAGGAGGAGGAAAGGUGCCAACAGUGCGGACAAGGCCGAGCAGGAGGGCAACCGUCGGACCUGCCGCUCAAGCAGCGGCGCAAGCCUCCGUUCAUCAGCAUCUCCGCAUUGAUGCAAAGGGGGCCGCCGAGGCUGCUGGGCCAACGGGCGCACAAUGGUCCGCUGGCCGUGCAAGGUCCUCUUCGAGAGGUGCCGCUCUCUCGCCUUCUUCCGCUCGAUCCUUGCCUGCCACUGACGAACGACAACACGCAUCUGCUUGGCCGCCACCACCGAGUCCGGCCAUUGGUGGGAGCAUGAGUCUCCAAGACUACCUCAAGCAACCUCAGGGGGCGGCUUGGGCUCAGCAUUUUCGCCGCCAUUUCGAAAAUACGCCGGCUUCCUCUCAACGGCACCAGCAACAAGCGUCACAAUCCGUGCCGAUGACAAGCUCGCCGACUUUUAAUUCCGAUCCGUGGAUGUUGCAACCUUCGCCAUGGCCGAGCCCACAUAUUCAACAGAACCAGCAGCCUAUGAAUGCUCAGACAGAAGCCAGUCAGCUCGUCGCCCAACUGAUGGCCGGUCGUGCAGCUGGAUCAGAGACUGAACUCGUCCAGACGCUUCAAGCAGCAUUCGUCUUGGGAUUGCAGCAUCUUGGUUUGACUUCUUCUCCCUCGAGCAGCGUCCGAGAAGCUGCUCCCCCCGAGCCUGCUUCUCUUGCAGCGCAAGCUUCCGUGCCCCCGCCUUCUGCUAUGCUGCAUACCACCUCCUCGAUUCCCGCUUCGUCAUCGAUGGAGCCGGCGAUGGCGCCCGCGAUGAGUAAUGCAGCAGACUUGAGCCUUGAGCAGUUUCUCAACUCAAUUGCCAGCACCCUGACACCUCAAGAGGAAACCCGCCCAAUUAAUCAUGGCAACGCAUCCGCGUCCGAUAACGGGAAUGAGAUGGACCGUACCCCUUCUUCCGACCGGCACCAUCGUAAGAAUACUCUCGAGACGGCCAGGAAUCGAACGACAUCGAUCAGCACUCGUCUCCAGACGACGCACCUCGACGAUGUCAUGGAGAUGUGCUCCGAGGCGGGAAGUGCGAACGGUGACAGUAAAGCCCGAAAAGAGCGAAAAAAUGCGUUGAAGCAUGCGACAGAGAACGAUCUCCCUUCGGCGUCUGUCCUCGGCGAUGAGGAAGAAGAUUGCGCAGCAGACUCAGCCGACGCCGACGACGAGGAAGCCCCUCUGUCGACUCCGUUUGAGCCAACCACGACUGCUGAAGCUCCCUCAUGGGGCAAAGAGGCAGUGACGAGCAAAAGCAACGAGGGCGCCAAGCCGACAAAUGCGGAGGCCACGGCCAAAAAACUUGCCGAGAGACGUCGAAAGCGUAGAGAGUCACACAACGCCGUCGAGCGUCGUCGUCGGGAUCACAUCAACGAACGCAUCGCCGAGCUGGCUUCCCUCCUUCCCGAGUCGAUGCUCCUCGAUGCCAUUGCCGCGUCAACGGCCGGUGGUAACUAUGCCCACAUCGACCUCUCACUUUUUGCUUCCAAGAAGGCACAGGCAAAGAGCGAGGAGACUUCCACGUCGGUAGAAGAUCUGAAGCCAAAGACAGAGUUGGAGAGGCAAGCAGAGGCCCUCGCUCCGGUUUCAGCUCACAGUGAUACGCUGGCGGCGGCGCAAGCGAAACCAAACAAGGGCAUCAUCCUCACGAAGGCUUGCGAAUACACCAAGAUCCUUCACGACUUUUGCGAGCGGCUCAGGAAGCGGAACAAGGAGCUCGAGGAGGAGAAUACCAGGUUGAGGGAUGAGGCUAUGAUGAUGGGUGUCAGGCACCCAGAACAGCAAUCCAUGCAGCACACGGUUCCCGACUGGGUCUUUGCGGCGCCAACUCUAUCGGUGUCUGGGCAAGGAGAGCAGCAGCAACAGCAACAACCACAACCACAACAGCACCAACAUCAGCAACAACAGCCGCAACAACAACAGCAGCAACAACAACAGCAGCAACAACAACAACGACAACAACCGACGCCCUCUUUUAUGGAGCUCAUUAGUCUUGGCGUCAGCAGCCUUGCUGCCAUUGGCCGACAACAGCAACAGCAGCAACAGCAAACGAAUCAGCAUCCGCCUGUGUUGCCCACAAAUCCUCCCACGCUGGCAGAUUGGCUGUCCUUUGGCCAUGCGAGGAGGGAGUCAGCUACAGCCGCUCCAGCCUCUUCCGGAGGUCCGCCAACAGCACCGGCUCAUUUUGACGCCUCCUCUUCCUCAUGCGUCAGCUCGACUUCGCGCCCGAAUUCCCUCGCUUCUCCACCCCCUUCAACUGCUUCUUCCAACACUUCCGCCGCUUCUACAACGUUGCUACCUCCAGGCUGGGAGGGUAACGCGGCCUUGAAAGUCAAGAAGGAAAAUGAGUGUGCCUUUGAAGACGGGGAGACCGGCACACCGAUGGAAGAAUGA